UUUAUUGUGAAAAUGGCGACUACCGGGGUUGGUUUUCGGUGGUUAGAUAUAUUAGAAAAGGAAUUCGAUAAAGCAUGUGUCGAACUCGACACGUCUUUAACGGAUUUGGAGACGGAGGAGCCUGACAUAGUGUUCUCAGCCCGGCAGAAGAUAGCUACACUGAGCUCUUGCUUUGCACAACUCUCACACAAAUCACUGACUAUAUUUCAGAAUAGUGCCAAAUUAGAGGCGGAGCUGGUGGACAUGCGGGCAGAACUGGUUCACGCGCGGGCGGCCUCCGCAGGCGGCUGCCAGGACGGCGGCGACGGCGCCGGCAACGUGCCGGAGGCGGCGCGCGCGCGCUCCGAGGCCGCUCAGCUCGCGCGAGAGAACGCCGCGCUCCGCGAAACCGUACUCGCUUUGCACUCCGAACUCUUCGGAGCUAGAUUAGCAACAAAAUACCUGGAUAAGGAACUGGCAGGCAGGAUACAACAGCUCCAACUCCUCGGGAGGGAUAUGCGGUCUGAUAUUAGAGAUUCUCUAUGGGCACAGGUGGAAGCAGAGAUCCUGCUGCAGCGCCACAAGACACUAGUCCGCGUGUGCCGCGGCGUCGCGCCCCGACCAGCCGCGCCCGCGCCGCCCGCGCCCCGCCCGCACCGGCCGCGGCCGCGCACCGUGCGCGUGCGCCGCUCGCCGCAUCUCGGGCUCGGCAUCUCUGUCACGCCGAGAGUUUAUACUGCUGCAGCGUCACAAGACACUAGCCGCGUGUGCCGCCCGCACCGGCCGCGGCCACGCACCGUGCGCGUGCGCCGCUCGCCGCACCUCGGGCUCGGCAUCUCCGUCACGGUGGGUAUUACUCACCACCACCCAUGGUUCUAUCUGCCUCACGGCGUACGAACCGAAUCUCGGGAGAGCGCGCGGCCGAGAGUUUAUACUGCUGCAGCGCCACAAGACACUAGCCGCGUGUGCCGCCCGCACCGGCCGCGUCCGCGCACCGUGCGCGUGCGCCGCUCGCCGCACCUCGGGCUCGGCAUCUCCGUCACGGGUGGGCGCGAGCACGGCGUGCCGAUUCUGAUCUCAGAGCUGGAAGCGGGAGGGCCCGCCGCGCUCACCGGCGAGCUAUAUGUGGGAGAUGCCAUCCUAGCCAUCAAUGACGUUGAUCUCACACAGGCGUGCCACAAAGAAGCGGUCCAAGCGCUGCAGAGCGUGAAGGGUGACUGCGCUCUGUGCGUCCAGUUUAUAGCCACCGACGACGACGACCGGCUCUCGGAGGACAAUUACAGAUUUCCACUGUACCCAGAAGACGGCGAAGUGUUUGGGGUGGAGCCCGACGGCUCCGGCGCCACGCCCACCGCGCCAAGGACGCCCGACUACAAUCGACGUACAUCGGACGCGCGGUCAGCAUCACCCAGCUCGGAAGGCCGGUCUCCCACGCGACGCUACCCCGACUACAACCACAUCAACAACAACCUGGCCAUACUCGACAUGGAUGACGACAACAUCAAGAUCGAGGCCCGGCUCGAGGUGAGCCUUGAGCCGGGACUGUCGCGCGGCGGCUACGCGGCCGUGGGCUCGUCCGACUCGCCGCACUCCACGCCCGUCCACAAGCGCGGCAAGAAGAAGCGCAAGCCGCAGGACUGGCGCACCAAGGGAGCGUAUCGAGCGGUGGAACCGGACGCCGCGUCGUCAGACGAACCUCUCGAGCUUCCUCGCGAGCGGCCGCGCGAUAUAGCCAUCGUGGACAAGGCAGUUGGUGGGUCGCCUGUCACCGCGCCGUUGCCAGCAGCUCCCAUCAUAGUGCCCGCGCCGGCGAUGGCCCCAGCGCCUUCGGUUCCCGCACACAUGGCCCCCGCGCAUCUGUCCUCCGCACACCUGGCUUCCGCGCAUCUGGCCCCCGCGCAAUUGGCCCCCUCGGACCCCUAUGGAAUCCACGCGCACAUGACGUCUUCGGAUAUGACCCCCGAGCAUAUGUCCUUCGUGGCCCCCCCGGUGGCCCCAUCGUCAGUGGCCCCCGCCCCAGUGGCCCCCGCCCCAGCGGUCCCAGCGACUGCAGCCCCUACGCCGUUGGGCUCAUCUGUUGAGACGCCGCCGCCGCCUGCGCCCGAAGCGCCGCCGGACGCGGAACACAAACCGACCCGUACCACCAAUGGCGACGUCAAACCACAGCGGAGAGAAACUAAGGGAUUUAGGAUAGGCUCAGCGCGGCGCGUGACUGACGCGAUGGCGGCGGCGGCGGCGGGCGGCGUGGUCACGAACGGCGACGCCGAACGCGGCAAGUUUCCGGCGCGGCUGUUGGCCGGCGACGGAGACCCGGACUUCGGCACGCCGGUUUGAACCGCUGCAUCCCUUGACCCGGGCAAAACAGUUUCGAUGCGUGCAUCCAAACACUUCUACGUACAUUCGACAACACAUCAGAACAUUUAUUACAACUUUGUUAGAUGCCAUUUAGCUUGAUGUGAUGUCGUUGGUACUACUAGACGGGAAGUGUUGAACUGAGAAGCUCACCGCGAAGGUUAGUUGUAGACUAACUUAACAAUAGUUGAAUAUGACCGAUAACACUGUCAAUAUUUGUACAUUUUUCAUCGAAAACUUGUCUAGUAGUAUACUUAGAAGUCUUUGAUUCCAUCCUGCUCUAUCUUCUAUGGAUGGUCGAUGAGAGCGGCGGAUGUACGAGUAUAACUGUGCAGUGUAAGAUUCCGCAAUUUUCAACUCUAAAUCGAAUUUGGGUAUGUUAUUGAUUUUGUCUUUACAAUGUGUAACUAAAAUGACGCAAAACUAAACUGAUACACAGACUAUUAUUUGUUCAAGAUCUGUUUACUUUUUUAUUUAGUCUACAAUAACAUUCAUCAGUAGCUAAAAUGUCAGACGCACGUUCACAGAUGUCGAUAGCUGUAUUUGCGCUUCUCGCGCCAAUCAACUUUAAGACUCAGAAUGUUGUAAAAGUAAUCUAUAAUUGAAAGCAAUGUGAUUUCACUCUCGAUUCAUGUUUUGCGUUAAUUAAAUUACACAUUGUAUGAAUAUUUCAAUGCUUCAUUUAACUUUGAGAAUAUCUAUGAUAUAUCUAAGCAAUCUUUGCAUUGUAUUUUCUUCCUUUUAUUAGGGAAUGUUUCACCAUUUCAUAACAAAGUCCCUGAUAGCCUAUUAGGAAUUUCUUCUUCAUAUACACUACAACUUUUGGUUUCAUAUUUCUCCUUCAUAGACAUCUUACAGAUUAGGUCAUGCAACAUUUAUGUCCAAUAGCUAUCAGGAACUGAUGAAACUGUAUCCAAAAAUAUUCCUUCGGUUAAUAUUCAAAGUUCUAUGUAUGCGGGAUCUUACACCGUCUCGAAAUCGUUUUGCGCAGGAGGUCUGUGAAGAACAAGUGAAUAUCGGCCUAAAGUGAGAAUAUUCUAUGGUAACAGCUCGUUCAAACACUCGGUAUGUUGCCCGGUGCCUCUUUGAAACGCACAGACAAAAUAGAAUUGCCGCUUACCUCGUCAAAUAGCAGUAAUAGGACUAGCUAGCUAAAACUAAGUUUUGUAGCACGUGGUGCUGUUAGAUACACAAUAAGAGCCGAAGCACACGAUGUGAUGCGGCGGCGGUACGACGCCGGAGCGGUGUCGCUGCGUUGUCUUACAUACAUAUGUCUUACGACACAUGUCGCGCGAUACGGUG
This is a messenger RNA of Ostrinia nubilalis (European corn borer), 3633 nucleotides long. RefSeq lists its product as uncharacterized. NCBI's taxonomy places the organism in Eukaryota, Metazoa, Arthropoda, Insecta, Lepidoptera, Crambidae. Gene Ontology annotation, molecular function: transmembrane transporter binding. The record is from RefSeq and is a predicted model, not a curated record. Gene Ontology annotation, cellular component: trans-Golgi network transport vesicle; Golgi apparatus; membrane. Gene Ontology annotation, biological process: negative regulation of protein localization to cell surface. The transcript is spliced from 16 exons. Bases 13 to 2313 code for a protein of 766 amino acids.